AUGUGCAAGAUGUUCCGCACCACUCUCUCCAAGAGGGCCAUGAAUUGGUUCAAUUAUUUACCCACAAGAUCAAUCAACACCUUCUCUCGAUUAUCGCAACGCUUCACCAACCAGUUCUCCAUCAACAAGCAAUACGCCAAAACCUCAGCACAUCUCUUCUCUAUCGUACAAAGCGAUAACGAAACACUCUUCAACUACAUCAGGCGUUUUGUGAAAGUUGUCCAUGAAGUUCCCAAUGUAGGACAAGACAUGCUCUCAGGGAUCAUGCAGCAAAACCUGAAGUCGGGUAGGUUCAAAGAAUCUAUCGCCGGAAGGCCUCCUGGCAACUUAGAUGAGUUGUUGUAUCGAGCCGAGAAGUACAUACGCAUGAAGGAAGCCUCUACCCACGCCCCUCCCAAGAGGAAGAGAGAAGAUGAUCGCCAGGACAUUAGGAGACGAGAUGAUCGACGUCCUCCACCCCCACCUCAAGGCCAACCAACUUCAUCUUAUAAUCGAUUCACUCCACUAAACACUCGCCUCACUGAAAUCCUUCAUGUUAUAGAACAAAAAGGUCUGGCGGAGCCUCCACAUCCGAUGCAGCCCAACGCAAAACGAGAAAGAUCGGAUCGCUAUUGUCGAUUCCAUAAAGAUAAAGGACAUACUACCGAGGAAUGUGCACAACUCAAAUUGGCGAUUGAGAAGCUGAUCAAGCAGGGGCACUUAGGCGAAUACAUCGAUAAGCCCGGAAAUAAGCGGCGUGAAGACCUCCCACGCCGAGAAAACAAUCGAGAUCAACAGCAGCGACGGGAUGAGAGGGGUCAUGGCCUUUAUCUCCGGAGGACCAGAUGUCGACUUACAAAAUGCGAGACGCACCCUAGCUCUAUCAGCGCGUAUGAAUCAAGAACAUGCGUCUCCAUCCGCAUCUGUCUACUAGAUAAGAAGACCUGA
Molecule: messenger RNA, 927 nt
Organism: Erythranthe guttata (spotted monkey flower)
Lineage: Eukaryota; Viridiplantae; Streptophyta; Magnoliopsida; Lamiales; Phrymaceae
Source: RefSeq, a predicted model, not a curated record